Molecule: messenger RNA, 1836 nt
Organism: Ceratitis capitata (Mediterranean fruit fly)
Lineage: Eukaryota; Metazoa; Arthropoda; Insecta; Diptera; Tephritidae
Product: pickpocket protein 28
Exons: 2
Coding region: 79-1722 (547 amino acids)
Biological process (GO): sodium ion transmembrane transport
Cellular component (GO): membrane
Molecular function (GO): ligand-gated sodium channel activity
Source: RefSeq, a predicted model, not a curated record
CCAUCUAAACUUUAUAUUUUUUUAGUAAAUUAGUACAUAAACGAGCUAAAUUAAAAAAAAAGACAGAAAAAAUAAAAAAUGGAAGAUAAGAAUAGCGAAGCUAUUAAUCAGUUAAACAAAAGGAAAACGCUUCGAAAAAGCAUAAAACAAAUAUAUUUUGAAUACUGCUCUAACACAUCGAUCCACGGUAUACAGUAUUUUGGCGAACGCCGCCCGUCAAUAGAAAAACUAUUUUGGCUAUGUGUGUUUUUAGCCUCUAUAUAUUGUUGUUCAAAUUUGAUUCACUGUGUUUAUGUUAAAUGGAAUGAAACCCCUGUAAUAGUUAGUUUUUCGGAAAAAUCCACACCUGUUUGGAGUAUACCAUUUCCAGCCAUUACUAUUUGUUCUGAAACUAAAAGAGUCCCUAGAGAAGGAUUUAGUUAUGGGAAAUUUUUACAAGAUUUGCAAGAGCACGUUGAAACGCGACGUCAUUUUCAAGCAAAAAAUUUAAGUCGUGUGGAAUUGGAAGAACUUCGCACCCUUUUACAUAUUUGCAAUCCCCAACUUAUCAAACAAGGCACUCCUAACCUCUCUAGCGAUUUAAUAGACUAUUUUAGCGUAUUGGAAAGAAUUCAGCCUGAGUUUAAUAGAUAUUUUUACUUUUGCAAGUGGUUUAGUCAUUUUGGAGAAUGUGAUGAGCUCUUUACUCGAACUUAUACAAACGAAGGUAUUUGUUUUACGUUUAAUGGUCUCAAUGCAACAGACCUCUACCGGGAGGACACUGUCCAACACCAACGAACUGUGUCUCAUAAUACUUCCAAAUAUAACAUAAUUCUAAAACGACCUUUUAAAUGGUCACUGCAAAAUGGUUUCUCGCUUGAUAGUGGAAUUAAAACAUAUCCCGCUCGUGUGUUAGGAGCGGGAUCCCGAGCGGGAUUUUUUAUUGCAUUACAAAGUUUUCGUCAAGAAGUCGACUAUGCUUGUCGCGGCCCAAUUCAAGGCUUUAAAGUAUCGCUACAUUCACCGGAUGACGUGCCGCAGGUUUCAAAUCAAUUUGUGCGCAUACCUAUGGGUAAGGAGGUGGUUAUUGCUGUUAAGCCAAAUAUGAUUACUACGUCUUCGGGGAUUGCGGAAUAUCCCCCGCAAAGGCGGCAAUGUUUUUUAGAAAAUGAAAGAAGACUUCGAUUUUUCAAAGUAUAUACCCAAAGUAAUUGUGUGCUCGAAUGCUUAACAAAUUUAACACUGGCAAAAUGUGGAUGUGUUAAAUUUUCUAUGCCCAGGACAUUAGAAAUGCCCAUAUGUGCUGAAAACAAGAUUUUUUGUUACGAUAGAGCGGAAGAUAUUUUAUUGAUGCGAGAGUUUCGUCAAGGUCUUAAAGAAUUUCCCUUAAAUUAUUUAGGAACAACAGAAUGCAAUUGCUUGCCAGCAUGCACGUCACUGGUUUACAAUACUGAGAUAUCACACGGCAAUUUCGAUUUGGAGGAUAUGUUAAAAGCAACUGCAAAUACUUCCUUCUAUGAAGAUUUUCCUGGCUCACAAAUGUCGCGUCUAUCAGUGUAUUUUAAGGAACAUCAGUUUAUAACAUCCAAGAGGUCGGAGUUGUAUGGAAUAACUGACUUUUUGGCUAAUUGUGGAGGUAUUUUUGGUUUAUUUAUGGGGUUUUCCAUAUUAAGUUUAGUUGAGCUACUGUAUCAUAUUUCACUACGCUUGUGGAGUAAUAUGAGACAUCUGACACCUUCAUGAAUGCUGCUUAAAAUAUGGUAUACACAUUUGCGUUUCUUGUUGGUUGUAUGAAUUUAAACAUAUAAUUGUAAUUUUUAUAUUUUUAUUUUUAUUUUUUUGUAUCCGAUUUUUAAC